Molecule: messenger RNA, 981 nt
Organism: Ilyonectria robusta
Lineage: Eukaryota; Fungi; Ascomycota; Sordariomycetes; Hypocreales; Nectriaceae
Product: autophagy protein Apg5-domain-containing protein
Exons: 2
Coding region: 90-860 (256 amino acids)
Biological process (GO): C-terminal protein lipidation; autophagy of mitochondrion; autophagosome assembly
Cellular component (GO): phagophore assembly site membrane; cytoplasm; Atg12-Atg5-Atg16 complex
Source: RefSeq, a predicted model, not a curated record
CCUAGCCUUCCUCCAUCAUCCGCGCCUUCAGUCAUCGCAUCCAGAAACACAGCAAAUACCACUCUUCUCUUCAUAAUGCGCAGGCCAUAAUGUCAGUUCCCAUCCAGCAAACCCUCUGGAACGCUCGCAUUCCGUUGCACAUCACCCACCCCGCCUCACCGACCACGCCGUUCAUCACCAGCAUCCCACGUUUCAGCUACUUGGCUCUGCUGCUGCCUCGCCUCUCCACCUUCUUCGACUCGCCGUGUUCGAGCUUCCACUUUGAAGAUGUGCAGCUGAGGAACUUGGCCGUGGGCCUGCUCGUCGACCUCUACCAGCCCCCUCUACCAUGGCGGCUGACGGUGAAUGAAGGCAUCGGCUGGGAUAUUGCAGAUACGUUUCUCAACUGCGUGAAGGAGGCUGACUUCAUCCGCAACGGCAACGCAAACCAAAUCAUGAAAAUGUCCAAAGAUCACACCACCCAACUCUGGAACUCGGUCAUCGACAACGACCACGCUGGGUUCAACCGCAUCAACAUCCGUCUUCUCAACGCACCCACUGCCCUUAAACAUGUCCCUAUCCGCAUCUAUGUCCCAUCUACUUCUCCAGCACACGACUCAUCCCCGACCUCAUCGGAACCAGGAUCCUUCAAAGUCAUCCAGGCCCUAGUGCAAGCUACUACCUCUGGCCGAAGGCCCAAGUUACUAGGCCAAGCGCUCAAGGACUUGCUGCCCAGUCUAUUCCCGAGCAGUCGGGAUCCGAUUCUGGCAAAGGUGGUGAUGCACGGGGGGACGGUCCCCUUUGAGGCGCCGCUGGAGGAGCUGAUGCGGGAAGCUUCGUACCCGGACGGAUGGCUCUGUCUUGUUGUCAUCGUUUUGUGAUACAAUUUACUAAGCGAGCGGGCAUCUGGUAUGGACUGGCGUUAAAUUUUUAAUAUUACUGUAUAUUAAUGUAACUAUAAAUAAUAUUUAUAGUUAAUUCAACAAUAGUGUCGUCUAUUUA